Molecule: messenger RNA, 3687 nt
Organism: Falco peregrinus (peregrine falcon)
Lineage: Eukaryota; Metazoa; Chordata; Aves; Falconiformes; Falconidae
Exons: 20
Coding region: 56-1894 (612 amino acids)
Molecular function (GO): catalytic activity
Source: RefSeq, a predicted model, not a curated record
CGCCCGGGCAGCGGGAGGGCUCCGUGCCCCUGCCGGGCUGAGGGGAAGGACCGCGAUGGCGCUGCUCCUGCUGCUGCUCCUGCCGCUGCUGUCGGCCGCCGCCGCCUACCUGUGCUGCGUGCGGCGGCACACGGGCAGCGCGGGGGCCGUGCUGCGCCGCCGGGAGCCGGGCUGGGCCGAGGCGCGGGGCCGCAGCCCGCCGCGGGACCCUUGGGCCCCGCGGCUGUGCGGCUCCGGGCUGCGGCUCUUCGUUCAUGUGGCAAACACGGCUUUUGGACAGAUCUGCUUACUGCCACUUUUAAUAAGGCUGAACAACUUCUCGCUCAUGCGUUCGCUUGACAUUCAUGAAGAUCCCACGUUUAUCCCGGAGGUUGCUGCGGAGGUUGCAGAAGACAAGUCUGAGGCUAGAAGCACUUCGGAUAUUAUCGAGCAGCUGAUAGCUGCAAGGUCUGAUUCUGCUAGCAAUGGGUUUAGCUUCAAAGGGAUCAAAGACUACCUGGACUGCUACCGGAGUGGGAAGCUGACGCCAUCUCAGGUAGCAAAGAACAUCAUUGCCAUGCUGGAGGACUGCGACAAAUCCACGCCCCCACUCAGAGCGAUAGUGCAAUGGGACUCGGAGCAAAUAAUGCUGAUGGCUGAGGCCUCCACUGCUCGUUACAGGAAUAAAUGUACCCUGUCAUAUCUGGAUGGCAUCCCAGUGUGUCUGAAAGAAGAGUUCAAAGUGGUACCUUACCAUCACCGAGUGGGAACAGUGUAUCUUGGGACAGAGCCUGAAACAGAAGAUGCUACUGUGGCCAAGAAGCUGCGAGAGGCUGGGGCUAUCAUUAUUGGGGUCUCAAACAUGCAUGAACUAGGGACUGGAACAACUGGAUGCAACCCUAAUAGGUACCACAAGAUCCCUAGGAAUCCCUACAAGCCUAACCACUUCACAGGUGGGAGCUCCAGUGGGUCAGCAGCAGCUGUAGCAGCAGGUCUCUGCCCGGUGGCUAUUGGCACAGAUGGGGGUGGCUCUGUGAGGAUUCCUGCUUCGUUCUGUGGUGUGGUGGGGCUGAAAGGCACAUUUGGGCGCAUUAGUUCUUACGGCAGCUUGCCACUCUCCUACUCCACAGUCAGUGUAGGACCUAUCUGUACCUCAGUGGCAGAUGCAGCCAUUGUUUACAGUAUCCUUGCUGAGCCAGAUCCGCUCUAUCCAUAUGGACUAAAACAGCCCAAAGCAACUCUAUCUGAUAUGUGUGCUACUGACCUGAAAGGCUUAAAACUGGGAGUGGACUGGACAUUUUUUAAGGCAUGUGACGAUGAAGUCCUGUCCAUCUGUGAGAAAGCUGUGGAGCACCUGCAGAGUUUGGGAGCUAGUGUGGUUGAAGUGUUUCUUCCAGAGAUGGAGGAAGUUCGAGUAGCACAUGUAAUCUGCAUUCUCAGCGAGAUGAGGGACUUCCUGCAACCUGACUUCAAUAAACAUUUCCAGGAAAUGAAUCUGGACACUCGGGCUAACCUGGCCUUGGCUUCCCAGUUCACAGCUCUGGAUUAUAUUACGGCAAAUCGACAGAGAACUCGGAGCAUGCGAUUUUUGCAAGAGAUCUUCACCACUGUGAACUGUAUCCUUACACCAGCUGUUGCUUGCACUGCCCCAAGAAUCUAUGAAUCUGAUCUCUUGACUGGGAGCAGCGACCUGUCCUUCACAGUCCGGUCCAUGAGGUUCAUGCAGCUUGGUAACUUCACUGGGAUUCCAGGCCUUGUGGUCCCCAUUGGAUAUUCUGCUGCUGGGCUUCCCAUCAGUUUCCAGGUCAUGGCAAAAUGGUGGGAUGAAGCUGUUCUUCUGAGGAUUGGCCUGAAGCUAGAGCAGUUCCGUUACCAGACAAAAAAACCAUCCAUUUAUUACGACAUCCUUGCAUGAUGGAGUGACCAAGAAGGGGACUAAGCCUUUUUUUUUUUUUUUUUUUUCCCUAGUGUGACCUGAGCGAAUAUUAAGAGUGGACUUGUUUUCAGUGUUCAUCUGAGUAAGGCUCAGUAGUAGGCCCGUUUGAGGAAUGGGGAGGAACACUGGUCUAAGCAGGCACUGAUGCUUAGCAGCCAUCACUUCUGCUCCCUGUUUGUUAUUGGAUGGUCCAGUUUAUACUGGGGACACCAACUGUGCUAGCUAGUUCCUCACUGUGUUUUUGCCAACAGGGGAAGCUGCAACUAUCUUCUGCAACCCCUUUCCAUGUAAGUGUCCUGUGUAAAGAUGGAAGACAAUUGCAUCUACAGGACUGCAUGUGGGCAGUUCAUACUACUGUGCAGGGAAAGGUGCAAUCUCUAGACCUUAAACCUCACUGAACUCCUCCUGCUCCAGGAUAUAACAAAGGUACUGUUUUGAGGGGGGAAGAGACAGCAAAUAAUGCCUAGCUCCCUUGGAAUGAUGAGGAUCUUAACACAACUGCAAUUAGGUAGUUUUGUCUUUUGGCCCCUUACUUAGUUCCUCACAGCAAUAUAGCAAGCCUGUAGCUAUGGAAGUGUUGCUAUGCUGCUGUUCCUUAAGCUACAAACAGCCUAAGGUCAGUUCUUAACUGUUCCACGAAGUAAGGGUGUGCUUGCUACAUGAGCUGUCCUAUCUACCUUCGGCCUUAUGUGCAAGGGUAAGAAAAAGUAGAGCAUGAAUCCUCAUCAACUCGGCGAUUCAAAGCUCUGGUUCAGGGCUCACCAGGUAUCCUGGGCUUGUGAUCAGGCUGCUGGAGAAGCUGUCAUAUAGAUAGGAGCAGAGAAGAUAACUGUAUUCUUACUCAGCUUGGAAGGGAAGAAGGAACAGAAAGUAGUUGCAGUUUCUCCCAAACUCAGUACGGUUUGGGAGGGUUUUUCCCCCCCCCCAUACAUACCCACUCUUUAAGCAGAGCUAGCACUUUACUAAUGGCAAAGUUCAGUCAGACGGCAUCUGAAUGGAAGAACAUCGCAUUGCCAUCUCCUUAAUCACCUGAGUUAAACCAUCAACUCCUACCAUCAGCUGCCCCUAGCAUCCACAGUUAAAUUAUAUGGUUGAUACUGCCUUUUAAUUCCCCUAUGUGAUACUGCCACAACUGUUUUUUCACUAGAUUCUAGUAUAGUUCAGCUUUAUGAAGAAGAGUUUAAAAGUAAAUAUUUCUAUUAUUAAUGCUAAGUUAUUAAACACUACCAACAUACCUUAGAGUGAAACACUGCUGAAAUGCAUUGUAUAGCAAUAAGGGAGUUCAUAAGUGUUUGACAAGAAUAAAUUUCUGCCAGGAACAUUAUUGCUUGAAGGAAGUGACUGAAUAUUCCCUAAUUUAAUGCUAUUACUCAUGGGAUUAGAGAUGGAUGUUUAAAAUACUCAACUACAGUCCUUCUAGAUGAAGCUAUUUAUUUCAUAUCCCUUCCUAAAUGACACAUGAUGAAAAAUUAUAAUUUCAAUAUUUAAUUAAUUCUCUGGGCAAAGUGAGGGAGCUCAAGUUGCUAGGAGGAAUGAUAGGAGCUAAAGUUAAGAGUUUGUUGUCUUUUAAAAAUAAUACUCACAUCCUACUAACAGUGGGAAGAAGAAAGAACUGAGAGGUUUUACUGACUGACAAUAGUGUUGUCUGUCUUUUCUGCACACUGCUUCCUCCCUUUCUCUAAACUGGUAUCACAUCAGUGCACAUUUCCAGUGCAGCACUUCCCUGGUACUGAAUUUACUAUGAUAAACUUUACUUGUCCUGGUGAAAGGCC